GAUUUCUUUUAGCAACAACAACAACACUGAAAUAAAUAAAAAAAAUGCAAUUGAAUCUCUAACGAAAGAAGCAAAAAAUCUCUCAGAUCUAAUAAAGUUGUGAGAUCGUCAUCGUUGUUUGUUUCUCUCAUGUGAAUCGAGGAUCCGAUCUCGCCACAAUCGAAGCACGCGGGUUGGGUUGGUUUUGGUGAUGGCUCCAACGCGGAUUCUAACCAGAGACGAAGAGCUUGGUGCCGUAUCUGACGAUGAUGAUUCGCCAUCUGGUAAACGAUCUAAACUCGAUCGUUUCCCUCUUAGCCGUUGGGAGCUCGCUGUUUCUCUCGGCGUCUUCCUCGUCUUCUCCUCUGGACUCUGUUGUAUCUACAUGACCAUGCCUGCUGCUGAAUUCGGCAAACUCAAGCUCCCCAGAAGCAUCGCUGAUCUCCGUUUGCUCAAGGAUAAUUUGGCAAACUAUGCGAAUGAGUACCCGACGCAGUUCGUUUUAGGGUAUUGUGCCACAUACAUUUUUAUGCAGACCUUCAUGAUUCCAGGGACUAUCUUCAUGUCACUCUUAGCUGGAGCUCUCUUUGGUGUAUUCAAAGGUGUUUUCUUAGUUGUUUUCAAUGCAACAGCGGGAGCUACGUCGUGUUUCUUUCUGUCGAAAUUGAUCGGUCGGCCAUUGAUUACUUGGCUUUGGCCUGACAAAUUAAGAUUCUUUCAGGCUGAGAUUAGUAAGCGUAGAGAUAAGCUUCUGAACUAUAUGUUGUUUCUGAGGAUAACACCAACUCUGCCAAAUCUUUUUAUCAAUCUUGCUUCUCCCAUUGUCGAUGUACCUUUCCAUGUCUUCUUUUUGGCGACAUUGAUUGGUCUCAUCCCUGCAGCUUAUAUUACCGUCAGAGCUGGCCUUGCUAUUGGAGAUCUCAAAUCGGUGAAAGAUCUGUAUGAUUUCAAGACAUUAUCAGUGCUUUUCCUCAUCGGGUUCAUCUCUAUACUUCCCACAAUAUUGAAAAGGAAGAAGAUAUAUGAAUAGCCAAGGAGAGGCAUCCUUAAUGUACACAGGCUUAACCGUCAAUGCCAUACAGAGGAUAAGAAUACACUUAACUUUGUUUAGAGGAUACAACAGAACAAAAAUGUUGAUUCGUUUACUUGGCACUUAUCGUAACGAUUCAUUUAAAAUAGUGUUUUUUGGUCAUA
Messenger RNA from Capsella rubella, 1173 nucleotides. RefSeq lists its product as uncharacterized. Gene Ontology annotation, cellular component: endoplasmic reticulum. The transcript is spliced from 4 exons. The record is from RefSeq and is a predicted model, not a curated record. The coding region runs from base 191 to 1009 and encodes 272 amino acids. NCBI's taxonomy places the organism in Eukaryota, Viridiplantae, Streptophyta, Magnoliopsida, Brassicales, Brassicaceae.